This is a messenger RNA of Portunus trituberculatus (swimming crab), 4294 nucleotides long. Its product is annotated as ankyrin-2-like. The record is from RefSeq and is a predicted model, not a curated record. NCBI's taxonomy places the organism in Eukaryota, Metazoa, Arthropoda, Malacostraca, Decapoda, Portunidae. Gene Ontology annotation, molecular function: protein binding.
CUCUGUCUCCAUCCCGCGACAUGAGGUGGAUAGGAUCCGAGCUACAUGGACAGGCGGUUUUUCAGAGAGGUAGACUACAAACAGCAUGACUUGUGUGAGUGAGUGACUGUGCGGUACACUGCAUGAGUGUCUGGAAAUUUACUGGCAAGAUGCAUGAACUUAUAGAAGCUUGGAAACCACUGCUGUGUUGUGCCAGUUAGCACACCUGAGAGUAACCGUUGUGUAGUCUGUCUGUGUCUGAGUCAGUGUCUGCUGGCAGGUGACGUCACACAGACCGGAUCCCGCACCCUGCCAUGGCGUCCAGCCUACCUGAUCACUUGAAGAAAUGGUUCCAGGCAUUGAUGACAGAACCAGCUACACUGGAGCUGGUCAAGGGUGUGGUGGAAGGCGAUGAGGCACUGGUGAGGUCUGCUCUUGCUAGGGGAGCCCGCCCUGAUGUCACCUUCCCCACUAUUGCUGGGUCGUCGGGGUGUCUGGUGUGUGUGGCUGCCAGCAGGGGCAACGACCACCUGCUGCCUCACCUACUUCAGGCAGGGCUGAAUAUAGAGGGUGGUGGCACCGAUGACAAGACACCGUUGAUGGAGGCUGCCGGGAAGGGCAACCCCCAGACAGUGAAGGUGCUGCUUUCGCUCGGCGCAAACCCUAGGGCGACUGAUAGGCAAGGACGGACAGCCCUUCACUAUGCUGCAGGGUAUGGCCACCAGGAGUGUGUGGCUGCCCUCCUGUCCGUCUACCCUGCCACUGCCACACACCUGGAGGGAGACACACCGGUGCACUUCGCCAGUUACCAUGGCCAGGUGCAGGUACUGGAGCAGCUGGCGGGGGCUGGCUGGCCUCUCACCGCCAGGGACAGUGGUGGCAGCACACCCUUGCACUAUGCUGCUGAGGGGGGACACAUAUCAGCUGUGCGGUGGCUGGUGCUGCGAGGUGGUGACCUGCGCGUGCAGGACAAGUAUGGCCACACCCCGCUGACCAUGGCCGUGCAUUGUGGCCACCACCAAGUGGAGACCUGGCUGGCCAAGAAUGGCGGCGGUGGCGUGAUUGAGGGCAGCGAGGCUCCGCAUGUGUCUGUGAAGGCUGUGAGGGAAUGGCGGAACAAGUAUGAACGCGACCACAACACAGUGUUGUCCUGGCUGGUGGAGGGCAACAUGGCAGCCAUGGACACCAUCCCCGAGGUCACGGAUGGUCACGUGGUGAGUCGGGAUGGCCUGACGCCCCUUCACGCAGCGGCACUGUGCGGGGCUCCCAGUGGAGCUGUGAAGUCUUUGCUGGGACGCGGCGUGAGCCCUCACGUGUUCACCCCUGACUGCCAGACCCCAGCCGACCUGGCACAGCAGAAAAGCCAUCGCCCAGUGAUUCAGGCACUGCACGCCCACCAGUGUCCACAGGGCGGCGCGUCCCCCGACCAGCUGUACGAGGAGCUGCUAUCAACAGUCAGUCGCGGGGACCACGUGCAGGAGGUGUCCCACCUCUUGUGCAAGGGGGUCCCCUUAGAGUCUUGGGGUGGCCACUCAGUCCUCAAAUUGGCUGUCACCAACGACCGUGCACGCACCGUCAACCUGCUGUUGGCGAGCGGCGCCUCGCUCUCUGCCAGCCUGCUGCAGAAGGCCUGGCAGAGCCCAAACGUGACACCCCAGGUGCUAGCCAGCCUCACCACCGCCUACUGCUGCCGGCUACGUGCGGAGAAGCGUCGUCUAGUAAAGAUAAGCAGCGUCCUUGUGAAAGGCAUCAAGAGUCUGCUGAAAGACAUCGAGGGGAAUACUCCGUGGAGGACUGCCUGGCGAUGGGGCAAAGGCACUGACCGAGCAGCUCUCAGCGACCUAUUGGCAAAGACCGCGGCCGCCAAUUGCCCAGUCACUGCAUCAUUCCUACACAGUGCAGGAGCGUGGACGUCCUUUAGCCAAGUUUCGCAUGGUAGUGCCCUGCACGCCGCGCUGGACGCCGGACACCAGUGCAUGGCCGAGCUGCUAAUCAGGGACCUCGGGGCCUGCCCCUACGUGCCAGAUUCUGUUGGUCGCCUUCCCCUGGAUAUAAUAACCCAUGAGGAGCGACGGUACCACCUGGAGCAGAAGCUUCUUGAGAUGGAGAGUGAAAAACUGGAGAAUAUGGUGCUUUCCUUGAAGGCAGACCACGAGAAAAAAGCUGCACGGACAGCGCUGCGUAUGCAGAAGGUACUUUUUGAGGAUCGCAAAAUUUCAAUAUUAAUUUCCUCAAUUGAUGCUCGCAACACUCUGCUGCUGGCAUCUCGCAAAUGUCUUCUUCAAUUAAUUUACUGUAUGCUGCAAAACGGUUGCAUUUUAGUGGACGAGGUACUGGAUAAUAUCUGCGGUACCACAGCACUCCACCAGGCGGCCUCGCACGGCCAAAACGGGUGUGUGGAGCUACUACUUAGCGCUGGCGCUAAUCAUCAGCAAGGCGACAGGUAUGGCCAGACACCGGGCCACUUAGCAGCAAUGUUUGGCCACAAGAGUAUUUAUGAACUCUUGGAACACCGAGGAAUGCAGGGCGCCACUUGCUAUGCAGGUGCCAAUUGCCGUGCGGGCACCACCGCCAUGCAAGUAAGAGAUAACUUUAAGAUAUUUCUCACUAAGUAUUGGAAAUACAACCGCAAAUUACAUUUACCAUCUGACCACCAUGAUCCCCAAAUCAUCACAAGAAAUCUUGUGAAAGCCAUAACAUUGGAAGAGCUGCAGGAUAUGACUAAGCAGGUGGUUGUAGAUCUGUCAAAGGGCGAGGCCCUUGAAGUGAAGGAGGCUGUCUUAUCAGAAAUAGGCAUCAUCAUGAGAAAGGUGUCUGCUGCUAAUCCCACCUACUGCGGUGACCUCAGGCUGGCAGGCAGUUCACAAGACGGCUCUAAGUUGUAUGCCCCCGACGAAUUUGAUAUAAACCUCGUGAUUCACGAGGAUGACAUAGAAGUAAAUGUUAGUAAGAGAGCGAAGGAGGAAGCUACACUGAAGGGAUCGUUUCAGAUUUCUAUAAAGACUAGCAAAGCCGACCUUCAAGGGAAUAGAUUCAUGGCCGGUCUGUAUGAAGAAGUGCACCGCUGCCUUGCUGGUCAUAUCUUAGAGGACAGAAGAUUGAGCCUGGUGCCGCCAGGUUUAACCAGCACGCAGGUGGGCGUGGCACUCACCCUGGCCUGGCAGGGAGAAGAGUAUCCACUGCUGCUGAUUGGCGUGGACCUAGUGCCGGUGCUGGAGGUGCCGUGGCUGGAGCACGUUUCGAGACCUUUCCUCACUCCCGAGGACACCACGACCAUGCAGCUCAGUAAUGCUGCAGACGGUACAUGGCGUUGUAGCUUUGCUCUAACAGAAGCAAAGGUGCUGAAGACCUUGAGCCCCGCAGAACGCCAGGUACAGUUGAUGGGAAAGAUACUUCUUUCCCGCCUCAAGGCAGAACCCUGGAUGCCUUACCACAAAAAAAGGUUUUUCAAAUGGUUUUCCACACGUGAGUGGAAUAUUGCGGUGCCAAGCGGGUUCUGUUUCAAGAAUGCGCUCCUACGGUGGGUACAGCAAAAGCGAUGGGAGGAGGUGGCAGGGACAUGGGACGCUAACCAUAUCCAGGAGUUGAAGGCUGGGCAGGAGAGGGAUCAUUCUCAAGAGUUGGGGGCUGGGCAGGAGGGGGACCACUCCCAGGAGUUGGGGGCUGGGCAGGAAGGGGAACUUCUCCAAGGAGUUGGCGGCUGGACAGAGAAGGACCUCUCCCAGGAGUUGGAGGCUGGACAGGAGGGGGACCUCUCCCAGGAGUUGGGAGCUAGACAGGAGGGGGACCAAUCCCAGGAGAUGGAGGCUGGACAGGAGAGGAACAUCUCCCAGGAGUUGGGGGCUGGGCAAGAGGGGGACCACUUCCAGGAGUUGGAGGCUGGACAGCAAGGGGACGAUUCCCAACAGUUGGGGACUGGGCAGAGAGAUCUCUUCAGGUGGGUGGUGCAGGUGUUUAGACUAAUGUGUGCAAAUCCAAAAGAAUCGCGAGAACAUUUGGCAACUCAAAACAGCUCCGCCUAUUUUGGAGGAGAAUGUGAGGGGCGGAAGUCUGGGGAAGGGGCGCCCGUCAUCGUGCAGUGUCUGGAGGAGGAGUUAGAAAAGUUGUGUUAUCCUCGGCCUUAGCCAAGACAGAAACCUUCUUGAAGCAAAAUUCAGAUUAACAAACUUUUACAUGUAAAUAGAUCAGUGCCUUAUAUUUGAUUCUGUUAAUAAAAAAAAAAGAAAAAUAUCUCACCUGUAAGUAUUCUUUCAAUAAUUUCUAAAUGAAAAUUAACAAUUUCAUAUAAAACCUACUAAAUGUUAUAUAUAUAUAU